AAUUCCAAACUAUUUACUUUAGUAAAGGAUCAAGUUAUUUUAGUCUUAAACUCUUUCUUUUUGUUCUUCAGGUGUGUUCGGUGAGUCAGUGUCAGUGACGGAGGGAGAUCCAGUCACUCUACACACUGGUCUUCUUAAAACGAUGGCUGAUGAGGAGAUUCAGUGGAUGUUCAGAUAUAAAUGCAUAGCUAAAAUGUGUGUAACAGAUGGAAGAAGCACUGUAAAUUAUCUUCUUGAUGGGAGAUUCAGAGACAGACUGAAGCUGGACAAUCAAACUGGAUCUCUGACCAUCACAAACACCAGAACUGAACACACUGGAGUUUAUGAACUACAGAACAACUGCUUGAGAAAGAGUUUCAUUCUCACUGUACAACAUAAUUCUUCAUGCAUGAUUGGUAAUAUAGAUGAAAUAUCAGUGGUGGAGGGCUGUCAGUUCACUUUAGGCCCUAGUCAUACUGAAACAAUGCUGAUUCAGUGGAGGUUUAUACCUACAAACACUUUAAUAGCUGAAAUCAAUAAGCAGACCAACAGAUUCUCUGUAUAUGAUGAUGUUCUUGAUGGGAGAUUCAGAGACAGACUGAAGCUGGACAAUCAGACUGGAGCUCUGACCAUCACAAACAUGACAACUCAACACACCGGAGUUUUUGAAGUACAGAGCAACAAUGUGAAGACGUGUUAUAUAUUCACUGUUAACGCUCGUCUGCCUGUUUCUAACAUCAUCUCAGACUGUCCAUCAUCAUCAGGAUCUCAUCCCAAUCCCAUCAGAAACCAGACUCAACAUCUGAACAUCACUCAACUCUGUCACUCAUGUUCAGACUCUGAACACUGUUGUGGUUCUACUGAAGCUGUGAUCCGAUUGGUCCUCUCUGCUCUGGUGGGCGUGGCUACUGUCGUUGUUCUGGUUUAUGACAUCAGAUCUAGAAGAGCUGAACCAAAGGGGCGUUCGACUCAGUGCCAGCCCGUCCAACAGGUGUUACAGACGGUCGCCUAGGGCUCUGCCAUAAGGGAGGGCCUGUAAUUGUGAGGUUUUUAGGUUUGUUUGACUUGAAGAGCCUCAGACAGGGUCUUUAAAAUACCACAAGAGCUAUAGAGAGCAGACGACUCUGCAUGCUAGCUGUAUUUUGAUGUCAUACAUUGAUCCUUCUGACUGCGAUGCUACAUGGCAUAUAAGACAAAUGUAGGAAUA
Carassius carassius (crucian carp) is the source of this 1186-nucleotide messenger RNA. RefSeq lists its product as uncharacterized. The record is from RefSeq and is a predicted model, not a curated record. Lineage: Eukaryota; Metazoa; Chordata; Actinopteri; Cypriniformes; Cyprinidae. The coding region runs from base 143 to 991 and encodes 282 amino acids. The transcript has 4 exons.